This is a messenger RNA of Sceloporus undulatus (fence lizard), 4983 nucleotides long. RefSeq names its product opsin 4 (gene OPN4). The record is from RefSeq and is a predicted model, not a curated record. Gene Ontology annotation, cellular component: membrane. Bases 72 to 1865 code for a protein of 597 amino acids. Lineage: Eukaryota; Metazoa; Chordata; Lepidosauria; Squamata; Phrynosomatidae. Gene Ontology annotation, biological process: G protein-coupled receptor signaling pathway; visual perception. The transcript is spliced from 14 exons. Gene Ontology annotation, molecular function: G protein-coupled receptor activity.
AGGAGCAUUUGCUUGUAUUUUUUCACUGGCAGAAGAAUUGCAGUAGGAGUAAAUGGACUGAUCUUGAGGUGAUGAUCCCUGCUACUACAUCCAUUUUCCUCCCUGCCCUGGAUGCAGUUCUAAAGUCCCUCCGAAGAGGCAUCUCUUGCCUGUCCACGGACUUCAAUUGCAGCCAAAUCCCAGAUGCCCUGAAUGAUUCAGAAGUGAAUGCCUACAGUCUGGUGGACAUGGCUCCAUUGACCCCAACCGAUCAGACAAUGUUGAACCUCCCAUAUCCAUUCCCGACAGCGGAUGUGCCGGCUCAUGCUCACUAUACCAUUGGGGCUGUUAUUCUUGUAGUGGGAAUUACAGGAACCCUUGGUAACCUCCUGGUCAUCUAUGCUUUCUGCAGGAGCAGAGGCCUUCGGACUCCCGCCAACAUGUUCAUUAUCAAUCUGGCUGUUAGUGAUUUUCUAAUGUCCAUCACUCAGUGUCCGAUUUUCUUCACCAACAGCCUCAACAAACGGUGGAUAUUUGGUGCAAAAGGCUGUGAGCUGUAUGCAUUCUGUGGAGCCCUCUUUGGCAUUGCUUCCAUGAUCACCUUAACAGUGAUAGCCCUGGACAGGUAUUUUGUGAUUACGCGGCCCCUCGCCUCCAUUGGAGUAAUGUCUAAGAAGAAGGCUUUGCUAAUCCUAUUAGGAGUCUGGCUGUAUUCCCUAGCUUGGAGUCUCCCCCCUUUCUUUGGAUGGAGUGCUUAUGUUCCAGAGGGGCUCUUGACUUCUUGUUCCUGGGAUUAUAUUACCUUCACCCCAUCAGUCCGUGCCUACACGAUGCUCCUCUUUUGCUUUGUAUUCUUCAUUCCUUUAAUAGCCAUCAUAUACAGUUAUGUAUUCAUUUUCAGAGCCAUCAAGAAUGCAAACAGGGCUGUUCAAAGAAUCAAUUCUGACAAUAGUAAAGAAUCUCAAAAACUCUACCAGAGGAUGAAGAACGAGUGGAAAAUGGCCAAAGUAGCCUUGAUUGUGAUCUUGCUUUAUGUCAUCUCCUGGUCUCCAUAUUCUGUGGUAGCUUUGGUGGCUUUUGCAGGAUACUCUCAUCUCCUCACGCCUUACAUGAACUCAGUCCCUGCGGUGAUUGCCAAGGCUUCUGCCAUCCACAACCCAAUAAUUUAUGCCAUUGCUCACCCCAAAUACAGAAUGGCGAUUGCAAAGUUACUACCAUGCCUUGGAUCUCUGCUAAGAGUUUCCCGUAAGGACUCCAGAUCUUGCAGUUACCCCUCCACCAGACGUCCCACUGUCACCAGCCAGUCCUCUGAUAUAAAUGGGAUGCCAAGAGGACACCGAAGGUUAUCUUCUGUCUCAGACAGUGAAUCUGACUGGACUGACACAGAAGCUGACAUCGGUAGCAUGAAUUCCAGAGGCACUAGUGGGACAGUUUCCUACAAAAUGGGUGAAGACACAGCUGAAACCAAUGACAUCAAAGUCAAAUCUAAACUGAAAAGCCACGAUUCGGGGAUUUUUGAAAGGACUUCCGUGGAUGCAGAUGACAUUUCUAUGGUGGAGGACUUACCCUUUGGAGCCUAUAACUAUGAAGAUAGUCUGACAGGUGAAGAUCUGAAUGUUUUUGGAUGGCGAAGGGAAAAUUCUUAUUACAAGCCAUCUGCUUCAAGCCAGAUACCCAGCAUCAUUGUGACCUUCAGCAAUGUCCAGAGAACAGACCUGCCUUUGGAGACCAGCUCUGGUGCCUUGUGCUCCAGGAUCAGUGGCUAUAGCUGGGAAAAAGACACCAAUAACCCACUUGAGUGGCUGUGCCAGGGUAGUGCCUUAGCUCCUACUUCUGAAAGAAACAUGUGCCAGCUCAGUGUGGAAAACCUUGCAAGACAUCUUUGAAAUGGGCAGUUCCAUGAUUGGAUUGGAGAAGGACAAUCCCUUUUCCUCUAAAGAUAUGAAACCUGUUCUCUAAAGCUAGAAGAAGUAAAAGAAGCUAACACUUCAGCUUCUUAUGGUAGUUUGUUUGCUACGUCAGUGUUGAUUCCACUCUUACCUUCAGUAAAACAAUAUUAUUUUUUGGAUUUGUAUGGUUUCAGGCUCUGAUCAGAGGCUUGUGGAGAUAUAGGUAACUAGAAACCCCAUGGCCUCUGGAUGCAUCACCCUCCAUGCAUCCAUUGCUUUCUCCUGAACCUCAAGUCCCACCUUGCAGUAUGAUCAGCAACAGACUUCUGUCAGACUCUACUCCUUACACACCUUAUGGAUAUCAGCUACAAGGCCAGUGCAAGAAAUCCUGUUUCUUGGAGUAAAGGACAAAAUGGUAGUUACAUUUCAACACACAUAGAGAUAAAAAAAAAAAACCACCACACACACAAUAUAGAAACUGAUAAGUGGCAGCAUAAGCUUGAUUCAACAUGAGGUGUUGGGAGUUGAUGGAAAAAAGCUAAGACAGGGUAGAAGACAGGACACAUUUUUAUACACUACCACCUGCUGCCUGAGGAGGCUGCCUUAGUCUACCUAAUGGUAGGGCCAGCACUGCCAGCUGUUCACUCCUUUGUGUGGCUCAGGAGUGGAUCAAAAAUGGGAUAGAAGAGCUAAUGUUUUUACAAGUGGAGGAUGGCUACUGAAAAACUCCUGUUGCUUUUCACACAGGGAAAGAGGAAGUUUAAAGCAUCCCUUCGUGUUUGUCCCUUCCAUCUUUUCUCAGUUGAAAAAUAUGGUCCCAUUUUUUUAAAAAAAUUGCUGAGAAAGGGGCCCAUGUGUAUGUUUGUCUUCAUAUAUGUAUGCUCUUGCAUUGACUCUGCAGUCAAGUGAUGGUGUGCUUCUUCCUGAUGUUUUUAUAAGGCACCCACUGUAUCUUUUCAAUAGGAAAAAAAUAGCAGAAAAGAAGUAAUGAGAAAGAAGUUUCCCUACCUAGUUGUUUUAAAGUAGGCCAUGUCUAUGGGAGCAGUGCUCCUUUGCCCCAUGUAUAUCACAUCCCCACAGUUUUCCUGCCAAGAGUACUACAAGCAGAGGUAUGAGAUAAUCUGCCUGAAUGUGGGUUCACAUAUGACCAUUGUGUGGAUAGUCUAUGCCUCUGGAUCACAUUUACUCAUGCACAGAUUACACCUGUCAGGCACCAGGUCCCUAGCCAUCUCCAUGGUAGAGACAGCAGCCUUCCCCAUUUGGAUGCCCUCCUGGGUUCCCUAUGGACUCUCAUAAUCUCCCAUAAUCUACAAAGCUAGCCUAAAUGCUCAGAUGCUCAGAUACUGUUCCUAUAGCCAGAGCAGCUGCCCUGGAAGUUCAGAAGGAUCACGUAGUGAUUAGUCAAUGUCCUGAGUGGUUUUCCACAACCAUAAGAUACACAGACAUAGAUGGACCUUGUAGCUCUAUAGGAAGCAAUGACAUAGGAUAGAAUUCAUGAUGCACUAUAGCUCAGUGGUAGAGCUAGAGAGACUAUGUUGUGUCAUGCUUUACAGAGGAUGGUGUUCUAUUUGAAGGUCAAUCCAGACUAUUAUAAGCAUGGUUUAAAGAAAGGUUAGCAGAGAUCUUGAAAUUCUCCAUCAGUGGCUAGCUUCUGUACAGCAAACUGAGUAGGCUCCUGGUCAUAGUUUUCCCACUACAGUGAUAUGACUGUGUGCAUUUAUUUAAACUAUGGGAAUCUUUUCCAAAUUUGCAUCUCUACAUGUGAAUUAGCAUACUCUUUUUGUCCCCUUUUGUGCACAUACUGACAGCCUCGAACCCAUGCUUUGAUUGCUGAAGGUCCUUGCUUCAAUCUCGCAUCCUCCACUAGGGCUAAGAAGAUCUCUGUUUUAAACACUAGAGAGAGACUCUCUAUCAGUGCAGAACAGCUUUUCCCUAGCCUGGUGCCCUCCACAUAUAUUGAGUAUAGAUCCCAUCAGCUUGUGGAUGCCAAGUGUAGUCAACAGUAAGCUGAAUGGACAAAUGAUCUGACUCAGUAUGAGCUAUAUUUCUAGUCCUGAUUCCCAAAAUCAGAAGAAUAUGUGGUAUCUGUAUCCUACCUUGAACUUUUCUCCUUCAGCCAUCAGCCUUGCAUGGAAGUGGUGCUGUAUAUUGCAAGCCUUCUUUCAGCCCUAUAGUAAUCGUUGCCAAUUCAAGGGUAAGGCCCAGAUGGAUAGUACUGUGUCUGUAGUUAGUAGCAUAAGUGGCAGUGGACUUAGUUCUUUCUGAAUGGAAGCAUGGAUAACUAUUCUGCCAUUAUCAGAGAAAGACUAUAAAGUGCUUGUCUGGUUUCCUAGUGGUGAGAUACUUUUUUUUAAUGGCCCAUAUACAUAUCAAUCCACUCGUACAUCAGUUCCACAGGGAUGGAUUUCAUUGGUAGUGCUUAUUGGCAUCCAUCUACAGUCUCUUCAUGACACAAUGUACUCUAGCCAUAGUGUGGGGAAUCCAAACCCAAGGCCUAAAAUAGGUCAGCCGCCUCAAUUGCAUUAGCUGCUUCGAAUGCAUUUUGUAGAGAGGCGGGAUAUAAAUAAAUUUUAUUAUGUAUUAUUAUUAUUUUAUUAUUAUUGUCUAUCAUAGUGACCAAUGACAAUAGUGGGAAUAGAUCCAUCAUGUGAAGGCUAUUUCAAAAGGUCUCAGUAUUAUAACUCCAAUAUGUAUUCUGGGCUUCUCUCACAAAUAGGUCAAGACAUGAAACUGUGUUGUGCUGGGAACUUGAAGCCUAAGGGAUGAAUGGGGCUGUUCAGUCUUUGGGUGACUACCACUCAUGUCUGGGCUGUGAGGGAACUAAAAAAACCCAGUGAAAUCAAACACAAAAAAUACCUUGACAAAACAAGGAUAAAACUAGUGAUGUUGUAUUUCCUGCCCCAUAAAAAAGCUUCCAGGUCAAGCUUUCUCAUGGGCCUGAACAACCAAGGGGUUUUACAGCUCCAUUCUCUGUGAUGGGGUCUACCCUCCUUCCUCCUCUACUCUUGAAAGUUACAGAGGUUCUAUCUGAUAGAAGGCAGGGUCAGGAAAGCAAAAGGCCCUGUACAUUUUUGUAAUUGGGACUGAGUUAUUCAUCAUGUACCUGAGAUGUAUU